Messenger RNA from Fopius arisanus, 4121 nucleotides. It is a transcript of the gene Ocrl, whose product is annotated as Oculocerebrorenal syndrome of Lowe. Bases 330 to 2945 code for a protein of 871 amino acids. Gene Ontology annotation, cellular component: membrane. Gene Ontology annotation, molecular function: phosphatidylinositol-4,5-bisphosphate 5-phosphatase activity; inositol phosphate phosphatase activity. The record is from RefSeq and is a predicted model, not a curated record. Gene Ontology annotation, biological process: phosphatidylinositol dephosphorylation; signal transduction. The transcript is spliced from 5 exons. Lineage: Eukaryota; Metazoa; Arthropoda; Insecta; Hymenoptera; Braconidae.
CUUCUCUCCUCUCCAUUUUGAAGGGUCCGGCCUCUCGCACCUGUCAAUCAUGUAAUUAAAUAUUUUGGUUAGACUUCAUUGUUAUGAAUUUAAUAUCAAAGAUAUCAAUAAUCCACCCGAGAAUUGGGACUCUGGACCGGUCCUCCGGGUUAAACUCCCUCGGAUAUAUUUAUACAGUUGGAGGUGAAAUAUAAAAAUGAUAAAAUCUUUCUGUGGAUUGGAAUUCGAUUUUACGCGUCACCCUGAAAACUAAUGGCUAAUUAGUGAUUAUUCGAGUGACAGCGUCACCUAGUCAGGGGCAAACAGAUUAAUUUAACGAGUAAUAAAAAAUGGCGAUGCAGGAGCAAAUGUCAAUAGUUCAAUCGAAAUUUACGUCUGGGGAGACAGUAGUGAUUACUAUAGAGGCCUCACUGAUGCAGGGAUGGGCCAAGGCCCUUCGUCUCCUUGCUCUAGUCAACAAAGGGCCAACAUACGCCCUCGUGGUUCUCCUGACAUCCCGGAGUCCACCCCAGGUCUACAGCGAUUUAACAAUCGAACGAGUGCUGCCUAUCGAUCAAGAGUUCAAGUGUGACAUUGACACUGGUAAUCAAUUGCAAGAGGGAUUGGAUGUUUACUUAAACGUUUCCUCGAGAAAGCAGAGGCUCGUCUUCGAGAUGAGACCUGGUGUGGGCACAAGCUCGAUUGUUUCAGAAAUAUUCAGAGCAAUCGAGGUAUCGCAGAAGAAUAAAAAUCCAACGACUGAUUAUUUGUGGAUUCAGAAAUUAACAGAAUUAAAAAUUUCAGGAAGCACCAGAGCCCUGGAGAAUGCCUCAGGCGACGGUCCAGAUAUCGUAGACCCUCUGGUAGAUCUGGAGUCUCCAGACCUAGUGGUGCCCCGUCGGAAUAUCGCGUCAGGAAAAACACCAGUAGCAGCUCGAGAAUCAGUGGUGCGUUAUCAAAUGGCGUGCAAAGAGGACGACUACACGUACACCGAGACUUACAGAGUCUUCAUAGGUACCUGGAACGUCAACGGACAGCCCCCGAGUAACGUGUCCAUCGAGGAGUGGCUGAGCAGCGACAGAGUGCCUCCAGAUUUAUACGCAGUUGGUUUCCAAGAGCUGGAUCUCAGUAAAGAGGCAUUUUUAUUUAAUGACACACCACGAGAGGAGGAAUGGCGACAAAUGGUGACAAAAUCCCUUCACCCUAAGGGAAAGUACAAGCAGAUAGCACUAGUUCGUCUAGUGGGGAUGAUGCUCAUUGUUUUUGCUCAGGAGGUGCACGUACCGUUCAUAAAAAAUGUCUGCGUGGACACUGUGGGGACUGGAAUAAUGGGAAAACUUGGGAAUAAGGGCGGUGUUGCUGUGAGCUGCUCCAUCCAUAGUACAUCGAUUUGCUUUGUCAAUGCACAUCUUGCUGCUCACUGCGAAGAAUUCGAGAGGAGAAAUCAGGAUUACGCGGAUAUAUGCUCUCGCCUCUCCUUCACGUCCCUCGUACCACCGAAAUCAUUCAAGGAUCACGACCAGAUCUACUGGCUGGGUGAUCUCAAUUACAGAAUCACUGAAAUGGAUGCAACAACGGCGAAACAGUACAUCACAUCGAAUAAUCUCAAUCCUGUUCUCACCUUGGAUCAGCUGCAUCAGCAGAAGAAACUCGGUCGUGUCUUCCUGGGCUUUCACGAGGCUGAGAUCACAUUCAAGCCCACCUACAAGUAUGAUCCAGGUACUGAUAACUGGGAUUCAUCCGAAAAAGGGAGAGCUCCUGCUUGGUGUGAUCGUGUGCUAUGGAAGGGCGAGUCAAUAACAUCGAUAAAAUACAGAAGUCAUCCUGAUCUCCGAAUUUCAGACCACAAACCAGUAUCAGCUAUUUUUGAUUCUCAAGUAAGAGUAAUUGAUAUGACGAAGUACAGAAAAAUUCAUGAAGAAGUCAUGAAGAAACUCGAUAAAUUGGAGAAUGAAUUUCUACCACAAGUGAUGGUGGACACGACAGAGAUUAUUUUUGAUAUUCUCAAGUUUCUCGAGCCAAGCAGUAAAGAAUUGAUUAUAGCAAAUACUGGACAGGUGCCAGUGCAGUUUGAAUUUAUCAAGAAAUUGGAUGACACUAAUUACUGCAAGGAUUGGCUGCACAUCGAGCCGUACACUGGAUUUAUAAAGCCUGGUGAGAAAUGUGACAUUAAAUUGGAGGUUUACGUUGAGAAAAAAGUGGCAUGCAAGUUGAAUUCCGGGGAGGACAAGCUUUAUGAUAUUUUAGUGCUGCAUUUGGAGGGUGGAAAGGAUAUAUUUAUAACAGUCACUGGAACGUACGAGAGAAGUUGCUUUGGAUCCUCGAUGGAAGCUCUGGUGCAUAUUCCUGUGCCAAUCAGGGAAUUGUCUGUUGGAAGACUCGUGGAGCUGGAGAAUAAUAAAAAUCCUUCUGGUGAGCCUUAUCCUGUACCUAAGGAGAUCUGGCUACUUGUUGAUAGGCUGUACAGGCAUGGAACAAAGACACCUGGAUUGUUUGAAACACCGGGACUUCACAGUGAAAUCAUUGCCAUCAGGGAUUGGUUGGAUCUCGGUAGUCAGGAACCAAUGCCUGGUAGUGUACAUUCUGUUGCUGAGGCACUUCUUUUACUCCUGGAAUCUACUGCUGAGCCACUGGUUCCGUACAAUCUUCACAGCUUGUGCUUGAGUGCUGCUACCAGUUAUUUACAGUGUAAACAGCUGGUCAUGCAAUUACCAGACAUUCGAAGAACUGUGCUCCUUUACAUCUGCUCUUUCCUACAAGAAUUAUUGAAUCAUUCGCAGGAGAACGAUCUGGAUGCCAAGACUUUGGCGACAUUAUUUGGAUCGAUAUUUCUUAGAGAUCCCCCGAGGAGUCGAGACGACAGGAGUCAGAGGAAUCGUCUCAGUCAAGCGACUUUCGAUCGAAAGAAAGCAGCAUUCGUCUACCAUUUUCUGGUGAACGAUCAGAGUGAUUUCUUAGGUCGAUAAUUGGCAGUUCGAUUGAAUUUAUCAUCAUUCGAUAGUUUCCUCAAAUUGUUUUCCUAUUUCAAGAUAAAAAAUUAUGAGUGCACGGGAUAAAAAGGGAAAAAUUCGGAUAAUAAUCGAAAAUAAUUUACCAAAAUCGAUUACACUAUCCAUUAUCUAUCAGUAUAAAACAAAUACUCGAAUUGUUCUAUAACUUUUUCACUUUUUUUCACUGCACCUGUGAUUUUUUUUUUAUUCUAGAUAGGAAUUACGAAAAACUAUUAACGAAAGAUGAUAGAACCAAGUCUUAACGAAAUCAUUAAUUAUUCGAUGUAACGCUUCUAUACUCUCCAGCAAAAGUGAUAAUAUUUAUCUUUGUGCAAAAGCUGAAUUUCGAGGGGAAAAUGUGGAUGACGGGAGAUAAAUCAAACGAAAUUCAACGAUUAAAUAAAUUUUCGAGUCAUUAAACUGAUUUUCUGACGAUUAGCCAAUGGUUUUGGCUAAUUACCGAAGAAAUGUCCAUUAAUCAAUUUAAAAUCGAAUUUUUUUUCUCCAGAAACUCUUGAAAUUGCACUUUCUCGUGAUUUAUCUCGUAUCCUCAUGUCACCACUGAAUUAUACUCGCGAAAAAGUGUUAUUAAUGAUAAGAAUAAUGAAAAGUAGUGAAACGCCAAAUUAGGAAGGAUAAGCUUCAGUGAAACAACGCCUAAUGCUAAAGAAAAUUGAAUUUUCGAUUAAUUUAUUCUCUAAUGAAUUACGAAGAAGGAAAGUAACUUUCACAUGAUAAAUAAAUUGAAUUGAUAAAGUAUCAGUACUAAAAGAUUUUGCCAUAGAAAUACUGAACUAGUACAGGGAAAUUAUUGAAUAAAUGACACGUUUUAGUAUUUAGGAAUGAAGUUAUUUUUCUCAAGAUGUUCCCUGUAUUUUCAUAAUUUUAUACUAAUUCGGGUAUAGCUAUUCUCGGUACACGUACUCUGUAAAUAAUUAUUUAUGACAAUUAGUAAGAUAUUCGAUGUCUGCUCGUUACCAUUUAGAUGGAUCCAAUGAGAUUAUUCAGUACAAUUUAUUGAUUAAUUAUAGAUUAUUAUUUAUUACUUCGCGGAGGGGACAGAGGAGGGGAGUGAGUCGAAAAAUUUUUGACAAUGAUAUAUAUGAUAUUUUUUGGUAAUUAGAUUCAAUUGAAUUGAAUUUUUUGACACUG